Hydatigera taeniaeformis is the source of this 561-nucleotide messenger RNA. NCBI's taxonomy places the organism in Eukaryota, Metazoa, Platyhelminthes, Cestoda, Cyclophyllidea, Taeniidae. The record is from the annotation of a GenBank genome assembly.
GUAGUCGCUGCGGCUAGCCAGCUGCUUAGUUCUAAGGAGAAUCAACGUCUUCUAGAAUACCUCCGACCCAACCGCGUGCCGCGGACCUUCGCUGUACUGCAGCUCUAUAAGUCGAAUGGUCAUGGGAGUUGGCAGCUUUGUCACAGGGGUGUCGCAACAAUAGAGCGAGACGAUGCCGAACACUUUUAUUACAUCCGUCUUUACGACAUGGUGAAUAUGACUCAACUCUUUGAACAACGCAUAUUUAUCGAGAUGAGCUACACCGCGUAUGGUGAAUUUGCCAUCCUCCAAGGCGACGAUUGUCCUGUUGGCUUGGCGUUUGUGUCGAGUGGGGAGGCGACGGCUUUCAAUCUUAUUCUCAACCGUGUUAUUAGCAAGUUUAUGGCCCGCAUGAACGAUACGCCUGUGGCGUCGAUCAAUGGAGGCGGAGCUCCUAACCUGCCUCAGUCGAAUCUUAAGCCUGUCUCUCAAUCGGCUGCCUGGGCUUCGUCAUCUGCUUCGCACGCUUCGAGGCUGAGAGACAAUUUCAGGAGCCUCCGGAAGAAGGUGUGUGCUCUAUAG